AUGUUUCUGGUUAUUUAGUUUCGAAUAGAAAAAACAUUAAAAACAUAUCGACAGAUAAGAUUUGAAUUACUAUCUGUAGUACCCCUUCUCAGCUGGAUGGCCAAGACAAAGCUACAUAGAUAUGGAUAGCAUCAUCACGUUCUUGAUAAUAACUGCAUUUUUGACAGGAGCGAUACAGGCGAGUGACUGGAACCACCAACAACAAAAGAAAACCUGUUUUAAUGUCGAGUACGGUCUCCAUUACACCAUACCUUACUUCGUUCCUUGUAAGAAAAAGACUUACCGAGAUGGUGAUAUCGUACAAACUAUUCCCAAGCUAAUAUCUGGGUCAACUCAAGAUGGUAACGGAUGCAGAAGAAAACAAAAGAGGAAACAUCAUUCCAAUCACAUCAUCUGCCGAUUCCCAGAUUGCCUGGGUAAUCCAUGUAGUACUGGUUGGUGUGAAGAAUCUCUUACCGGGUAUAUAUGUCGCAACAACGAUGGAUUUUCUAACGUAGCCUCAUGGAUGUCGUCACCGAAAACGAUUGAACCGACUUCAAAUACCCAAGAAGCGACACCAAAUACACUCGAACCGGCACCAAAUAAUCAUGAAGCGGUAACCGGUUCAUUGAAACCGGAUCCGAAUUCCACUGCUACAUUCGGAAUGGUUUCCAAUGUUUCUCCACAAAACGUCAACGACGAUGCUGGAUGCCCAGACGACUGGUUACCGGGACUUCACAAGUGCUACCUUUUCCCGAGAACGAAAGACCCGGAUUGGGACGUGGCUACAGGCUACUGUAAUUCCCUUUCUGUUGUCACCCUGAAGGAUGGGAUGAAAAAGUACCCCUCUCUCUUUGUUCCAGAGAGCGACGACGAGGUCCAAGAAUUUCGAGACAUUUUAAAGAUCGUGAAGGCAAAGCUGUUCUACUCCCGGAGUCUCUGGCUCAACUGCAAGAGAAACGAAGAGGAAUCAUUUUCCUGCUACACAAACAGACACGGGAAUGUCUCCCAGUACAGAAGUACGUGA
This is a messenger RNA of Lytechinus variegatus (green sea urchin), 1006 nucleotides long. RefSeq lists its product as uncharacterized. Bases 122 to 1006 code for a protein of 294 amino acids. Lineage: Eukaryota; Metazoa; Echinodermata; Echinoidea; Temnopleuroida; Toxopneustidae. The record is from RefSeq and is a predicted model, not a curated record. The transcript has 4 exons.